AUGAACAGAGACACGGACGCGCCGUCAUAUAGGGCGCUUUGCACCGGUCUACCUUCACCGGAAACGAGGCCUGGCCGGCCCGAAUCCCUUCUGCUAGUCUUCCUAGCUGAUUUUGAAAAGCCUCAUAAGGAGAAGCUCAAAAACCACCUCCAACCAGCGACCUGCGACUUUCAAAUCCUGACGUGGUGCCCAAACCGUCAAGUCUUGCGAUCUCUUGCGCCACAACGAGAGUACAGGGACAGCCAAGCUAACUUAUAUGGACUUGCCAUCGUGGCCUACCGGAAUGGAUAUUCAGGUUUUAUCUUCGCAGAUGAGUUGACAAAGCGCCGAGUUGAGGGGCAAUUCCCUCUGCGUGGAGAAGAUGAGCGCAUCUCCGUGGGGAUGAUUUCCAUGAGGCAGAGGGAACAGUCUGACCAGCUUCGCAUUAUUGCCAAGCGUUCAACGUUGGAAGACGACGACAAUUUUGCCUUGUUAGCAGCCGUGGAGAAUUUCGACAUCUCACAAGAUUUCAACAACUCGAGGAACGAACAAUCCGUGACAACGGUGUACUCAGAGCUUGGGCUCGAGCUCCAUGACCCAGACCGUCCUGUGUUUACUCCAAGCACAAUGGACUUCUUUGGCCACGAGGAGAUCUCGGCUUCUGCUAUAGCGGCCCUAUCAAGGAAUACGCCAUUGCCUGUUGAGUUGGUUUUAAACAUCGCAUCUCAGGUAGAAAGGAAUCUGGAAGAAGUAAUCAAAUUCCCACCUGACUUGAACCUCCAAAUGAGAACGCCAAAUAUCAAUAUAAUGCUCGGCUUUCAGACCACUCAAACGGAACGUGAAAACAUACUGUCUGUUUUGAAAGAUGCUGUGCAUUUCGAGUUCGAGAAGGACAGACAAAAGCGAAGAAAAGAGCUCGUGAUAAAGGCAGAGGCAAAGCAAAAUAAGAUAAGCAUGAGCGAGACCAACGAGGAGAGUGGGUGGAACGACGACGACGACGAGGAUGACUCUGUGGACUCCAUCUUGAGCUACCACGAUGCGAGAUACCCUGAGCCGAGUGUCCAUCUGAUUGCUUGGGAACAAACGCGACCACCAUCCCGUCGCGAUAUCUUGAAUGUUUUUGAAGCAGUCGCCGCUUAUACGGACAACAAGUCUUUCAAUUCACUAUAUAUUCUCAUGAAGCCGAUUGAGAAAUGCAGCGAGGCUCUGAUUGGGUUUAUAUCUGUUGAGGAUACUGAAAUGGGACCCGGUAUUCGUCAGAUUACGUUGAGUGAAAUGGUACAAUACAAAAGAGGGCGACCAACCGCCUUGGACUUUGCGAGAUACUACCGAGAUGGACAAAUGGAAUUUUUGCCGUCUUCACGCAUCAUAUCCGGAUUCAACGAGCCCUUUUACCCCAUUUCGCACCCUUGGAAUGCUAUUGGGCGUAUGAAUUCGCUCCCGCUGUUCUUUCUCACAAACAAGCUUAGUGAUGAGCAAGCCAGGGCACUUUACGAGGAGAUCCAGACUAUGCACGAAAUCGAUGACGAUGAUUGGGGCAAGAAGGUCAUUUGCGCUGUCCCUUGGAAGGAAGAUGAGCCAGAUGCGGAAGACGGGACACUGGCCGAUAUGUGGAGGCUCUACACAGAAGUCCACAAUGGCUGCGAAAAACCUCUUGUUUUCGCUGACCUGCAGUCUGGGAACGAUCUCAAGGUUAUUAUAACCGAUCAGACUUAUGUCGGCCAGCCGAAUCCAGACGAUCAAGAAGCCCGCGAGCUACUAGAGGGCGUGAAACAACCAGCGUUUCGCGGCUUUAUGUACGGCCGGUUACCUGGGCGCGAGGCACACAUCAUAUGGAUGAAUCUCAACAUCGCCAAUAUGGGCAUUGAUGAGUAUUUUGACGAUGAGAAUCCGUGCGAAAAUUACCUGAGGCCUGAUUGGCCGUGCCAUGACAGGAUUGAUGAGUAUAAUGAAUGGAUUCCCAAGAAGGAAAUGGCAUGA
Molecule: messenger RNA, 1959 nt
Organism: Penicillium manginii
Lineage: Eukaryota; Fungi; Ascomycota; Eurotiomycetes; Eurotiales; Aspergillaceae
Exons: 1
Coding region: 1-1959 (652 amino acids)
Source: RefSeq, a predicted model, not a curated record